Molecule: messenger RNA, 1272 nt
Organism: Capronia coronata CBS 617.96
Lineage: Eukaryota; Fungi; Ascomycota; Eurotiomycetes; Chaetothyriales; Herpotrichiellaceae
Exons: 1
Coding region: 1-1272 (423 amino acids)
Source: RefSeq, a predicted model, not a curated record
AUGGGCGUCUGGUUUUCCCUGACCGCCGACAUACCAUCGUUCCAUAUCCUGUUGUCCAGCAGCGAUUUCCCGCUGCCCACCAUGCAUCUCUCUAUCCCACAGAAACCGCGACCCGGAAGACGGUGGGAGGGUGGUCGCCCGCCCAAGACGUCGGCCAGAAUUAUAUUGACUAUGACAAUCAUGGUCAUGUUGUCGAUAGUGUCCCGGGGGAAUGCUCAAGACCAACCAGCCGAAGCCCAAUCCGUGGAAUCGGCGCUUUUCAGAGAACUGGCUGAAAGAGGUGAAAUCCACAUCGACACUCGAGAACCACCUUCGCGGCGAGACAUAUCCCGGCACAAGCGCCAGGACGGGGUCAGUGUCAUACCUACAACCAUCUCCGCACCUACCGCCACCUCAGCAGCGACCUCACUUCCUCCCGAUGCCACCGUAGCCAUCAGCACGGAAACGGCAGCGCCAUUAUCACCAUCGGCCGUCUCAACGUCCACCUCACCCACCAUCACCGUCGUGACAACACCGUUGCCCUCCCCCUUCGACACGUCAAUAGGCACCAACUUCACCGACACGGCAUGUCCGCAAUUCUUCUCCAGAUUCCUCAGCAACUCGACCUUCCAAUCCUGCAUCCCCGUGUCGCUGAUGCUCCAAAACUCCAACUCGUUCUUCCGCGCCGAACGCUCCACCACUCUACUCGCCCAGACGCUCGAUUCGGCAUGCAACGCUCCAUUGGCGAUUUGCUCUCCACUACUGGCAAACCUUGCCGCCGAGCUGAUCGACGACGCCAACUGCGGCCCGGACUACCGCCAACAAAACCCGCUCGUGGCACAGGCGUACGCGGGGCUGAUCGCCUACGAGCCGAUCUACCGCGCCACUUGUCUCCGCGACACCGACACCGACAGCGGGACAACCAACUACUGCUUCGCCGAGGCCCUCACCAACUCGUCCAAUUCGGCAGACUCGUACGUCUACUACACGGCGCUGGGCAUGAACAUGCCAUCCUCCGCCCGGCCCAGCUGUACCCCGUGUCUGCGGGACACGAUGAAGAUGUUUGCCGGCUACGCGGAGAAUGCGGUCCAGCCUCUGUCCAGAACGUAUCUCGCUUGCGCCAAUCAGGUCGAUGUCGGGUGCGGGGCGGACUUCGUGGCCACGGAUAUCAAGGUCGGGUCGACCGGCCGUUCGAGUGCCGCGUCGAGUGUCCUGCGCCGCCAAAUGUCGUCUUACACACUGACUAUCGGGUCUACAGUAUCUGUGGUAUUAUGGUCUAUACUGCUUGGCUGA